Molecule: messenger RNA, 2548 nt
Organism: Alnus glutinosa
Lineage: Eukaryota; Viridiplantae; Streptophyta; Magnoliopsida; Fagales; Betulaceae
Product: subtilisin-like protease SBT5.6
Exons: 9
Coding region: 98-2422 (774 amino acids)
Biological process (GO): proteolysis
Molecular function (GO): serine-type endopeptidase activity
Source: RefSeq, a predicted model, not a curated record
GCAUGGGGAAUAUAUGAGGACAUAGUAUGCAACUAUAUAUAUAGGUCUUGCCGUCUUGUGUUAAUUGGCUGCAGGGGGGUUAAUGUGAGGACGUAAAAUGAAGAGAUUCUCAACUAUCUCCAUCGCCCUCCUUAUCCUCCUCCCUCUCUUAGCUUCAUGUGCAGAAAAACAGGUUUACAUAGUGUACUUUGGAGGGAACAAUGGAGAAAAAUCAUUGCAUGAGAUUCAAGACACUCAUCAUUCAUAUCUGCUCUCUGUGAAAACGACUGAGGACGAAGCCAGAGAUUCUCUACUUUACAGCUACAAGCACAGCAUCAAUGGCUUCGCCGCAUUGCUCACACCCGAAGAAGCCUCCAAGCUAUCUGAUAUGGAGGAAGUGGUAUCAGUGUUUGGGAGCGACCCAAAGAAGUAUUCUUUGCACACGACAAGAUCAUGGGAGUUUAUAGGCUUGGAAGAAGGAGAGGGAGAUCAAAAGAACUUCUGGAGUGGAGGAAAUGAGUUGCUGUCCAAAGCCAAGUAUGGAAAAGAUGUUAUAGUUGGGCUCUUGGAUAGCGGUGUUUGGCCAGAAUCAAAGAGCUUCAGCGAUGAAGGAAUGGGACCCAUCCCAAAAUCAUGGAAAGGAAUCUGCCAAACAGGAGGCGCUUUUAACGCAUCCCAUUGUAAUAGGAAGCUGAUUGGAGCCCGAUACUACCUCAAGGGUUACGAGACAUACUUCGGCUCUCUAAACACCACUGAGGAUUACCGAUCACCUCGCGACAAAGAUGGCCAUGGAACACACACUGCCUCCACAGUUGGAGGCCGAUGGGUCCCCAAUGCCUCGGCCAUUGGCGGCUUUGCUCGUGGCACUGCCUCCGGCGGAGCUCCGCUUGUCCGCCUCGCUAUAUACAAAGUCUGCUGGCCAAUACCGGGCCAACAAAAAGUGGUGGGUAACACGUGCUUUGAGGAAGAUAUGUUGGCGGCCAUUGACGAUGCCAUUGCUGACGGUGUUGAUGUACUAAGCAUUUCCAUUGGGACUGCUACGUCGUAUCCUUUUAUCAACGAUGGAAUUGCAGUUGGAGCACUCCAUGCCUCGAAGAAAAACAUUGUGGUGGCGUGUAGUGCUGGGAACUCUGGCCCUGGACCUUCAACUUUGUCGAACGUGGCUCCAUGGAUGAUCACCGUUGGUGCUAGUAGUGUGGAUCGUGAGUUUGUCUCUCCUGUCGUGCUAGGAAAUGGUUUGAGAAUUGAGGGCCAAACAGUGACUCCAUUCAAGAUGGAGAAUAAGUUGUAUCCAUUAGCAUACGCGGCAGAUGUUGUUAACCCAGGCGUGUCCAAAGCCGUUGUAGGACAAUGCCUUCCCGGCUCUCUUUCACCUGAGAAGGUCAAAGGAAAGAUAGUUUUGUGCGUGAGAGGUAAUGGGACAAGAGUUGGAAAAGGCCUGGAAGUGAAGAGGGCUGGUGGUGCUGGUUUCAUCCUUGGAAACAGUAAGGCAAACGGAGCUGAGUUAACAUGUGAUCCUCAUUUGCUUCCGGCCACCGCAGUAACUUACGACGAUGCCGUCAGAAUUUGGAAAUACAUCAACUCUACCAAGAAUCCAAUGGCUACUAUCAUACCGGCUAAGACAGUGCUAUAUACCAAGCCAGCACCAUUCAUGACCGCAUUCACUAGUAGAGGUCCAAAUUCUAUUGACCCUAAUAUUCUCAAGCCCGAUAUCACAGCUCCAGGGCUGAAUAUACUGGCAGCAUGGAGCGAGGGCGAUCCUCCUACAAAGUUGACACAAGAUCACAGAAUUGCAAAGUUCAAUAUUUUCUCUGGAACUUCAAUGUCUUGCCCUCAUGUGGCUGCUGCGGCUGCACUUCUCAAAGCCAUACACCCUACUUGGAGCAGUGCCGCAAUAAGAUCUGCUCUCAUGACCACAGCCGGGUUAAUAAACAACAUGGGUUUGCCAUUGGGCGACCAAUCUGGCAAUCCAGCCACUCCCUUUGCAUAUGGCUCCGGCCACUUCCGGCCCACAAAAGCAUCGGACCCCGGUCUAGUAUACGACGCCUCAUAUACCGACUACCUUCUCUACUUAUGCAGCAUUGGCUCAAUCAAGUGUCCGACAGUUCCACCCACACCAAACAACCUCAACUAUCCGUCCUUGGCAAUCUCCAAACUCAAUGGAACCGUCACCGUUAAGAGGACAGUCACAAACGUUGGUCACCGCAAGAGUGUGUACUUCUUUACUUCCAAACCACCUUUGGGAUUCUCCAUAAAGGCCUCCCCAAGUAUUUUGUUCUUCGAUCAUCUUGGCCAGAAACAAAACUUCACCAUCACGGUGAAAGUAAGAGGUGAUCAGACGCUGAUCAACAAGCUUGCCAAGGAUGAGUAUGCUUUUGGGUGGUAUUCUUGGAUUGACGGACAACAUAUUGUAAGAAGUCCAAUGGCAGUGUCUUUAGCAUAAUUAUAUGAUUUCUUAGUAACUUGUAAAUUUAAUUUGAUGGUUCUUAGCCAUAGAGAAGAAAGGAAAAAGAAAAACAGUCUUUAAAAGCGUUUAUAUGAUAUGGUUUAAGAUUAAUGUGUUUGUUUC